AUGGUUGCGGCAAAGCUGGACCCGAACGCGUGGUACCAAAUCUCCGAAACCCGAGUAGUCAACGUCUCGGAGAAAAUCGAUCCCAACCUCCAAAACACAAAUCAGGGCCUCCGAGUCUUCCCCCUAGCACCACAAGCAUGGCAAUUCCAACCUGUAGGCGAUGUUGAUGGACGUUACCUUAUCAGACUGAACAUAUCUGGUGUGAGGGACCAGCUUUCAGUGUGCUGGCGCGCAAACGAAAUCAACCUGAGUGGUACGAUUGGUUGCAUGCGGACGACAGAAUCAGAUGAAUCGCAGCAAUGGGACAUCAGCGAAUGGGGCGAUGGCUCAUACAAGUUCGCCAAUGUUAAGAACGGCUCCAGAUAUGUUCUUGAUGUCCACCCGGGCUCCAACCUCUUCAUGUCCAGCGAUAUUGAAGGUACUGAGGGGGUAUCAGCCAAGCAGCUCGCCCAGCAUUGGGUUAUGACAAGCGAGCGUCCAGUUAAUGAUAAAACCUAUUCAACUAUCUACAGUACACCACCUACAUCAACCACGGCAUCAACUAGUGCUACUGAGACUGUCACCGAUACUGCUGCAACAGGAACAGCCGCCACCGCUGCCACCGCCGCUACAGGAAGUAACAGUUCUGGCGCAACCUCAAACCCGACAUCAGGCUCGACGCCAGACAACUCCUCAUCAUCAGGAGGACUUACAGCAGGAGGUGCCGCUGGAAUCGGAGUUGGAGUUUCCCUUGCUGUUGUCGCACUCAUUGGUGCCGCCGUUUUCUUCUGGUGGCGUCGCAAGAAAGCCAACAAGGGCACGCCUCUGUCUCAAACCAGCCACGAGGAAAUGGGCAAAGGCGGUCAUGCCCCCGGAAACCUCAGCCCCGGCACGAUUAACGCGUCUACCGUUCCAUCCGUGACGUCACCUAACACACCUCACAACGACUACUACGCACAGGAAGCAAAAGUACUUGGUCACAUGCAGCCUCAUGCGCACGCUGCUGAAGCAGGCCAUAAUCCGGUUUAUGAAGCUCCUACGGACACUCGUUAUGAACUAGACACCGGCCUCCACGGAUAUGGAGGCAACGCCCCAGCUCAGUUGGAUGAUAACACAAGGCGUUGA
Colletotrichum truncatum is the source of this 1104-nucleotide messenger RNA. The record is from RefSeq and is a predicted model, not a curated record. Lineage: Eukaryota; Fungi; Ascomycota; Sordariomycetes; Glomerellales; Glomerellaceae.